Emiliania huxleyi CCMP1516 is the source of this 1312-nucleotide messenger RNA. RefSeq lists its product as hypothetical. The record is from RefSeq and is a predicted model, not a curated record. The transcript has a single exon. The coding region runs from base 9 to 1244 and encodes 411 amino acids. Lineage: Eukaryota; Haptophyta; Isochrysidales; Noelaerhabdaceae.
ACCUGUGCAUGCGUUGCGCCGUGUGGGUCUCCGUUGCGUUCACUUCGCUCGCCAGUGCUCUGUCCCGAGCACAGCCGAAGCCGUUCCGGGCGUCAGAGAUCAAGGCUCGCCUUCGGCGCCUCGGAGUGUCGACGGAGGGCUGCUUUGAGAAGGAGGAGCUGUACCGCCUGCUGCUCGAGCGUGCGCCCGAGGCGUCCGGAGUCGGCCACUGCGUCCCUCUCGAGCUGCUUCAGGCUGCGAGAGGAGCGAUGGGCGCAGGCGUCACCGUCGACUCCAAGCGCUACGUUGGCAUCCGCUUGGCAUCCGCUGACGACGCCUCCGUCGCCGACCCGCGGCUGCUGAUGCUGCUCGACUCGGCCGCCUCAAACUCACUGCUUACCCCCGCAGCGGCGCGGCUGCUCGGCGCGCGCCCGACCGGCGUGCGAGCGACUGCCGACACGGGCACGGCGGUCGGCCUGGGAGGCUUCGAGCAGGUCGACCUCGGUGAGGUGGCGCUGCCGGGCGGGCUUGCGUGCGGCCGUCUCGCGCCGGUGGUGAUGGAUCUUCCCCUCGAGCGGCCGUCCGGCGGCGGCGAGUGCGGCCUGCUCGGCCUCGACUUCCUCUCGCGCUUCGAGGUCGAGCUCUGUCUGCGGCCCCUGCUCCCGACAGCCAGCUUCUACCCGCUCGGAUCUGCGGCCGACGGCGCGGCGGAGAAGGGAAAGGGCUCAGCAGCGCUCCCAACGGACGGCCUCUCCUGCCUGCCGCUGGAGCGGCUCCAGUCCGGGCUCAUCGCCACACGCGUCGAGCUCACCGCUCCGCCCGCCUCCCCCUCCUCGCCUCCGCCUCCGCCGGCGCGGGCGCUCGCCAUCGUCGACCUGGGCUCCUCCACCACCGUCGCCAACCCCGCCGCCGCCAGCGCCGCCGGCUUCGACCUCAGCCGCGGCGACCCUCGCGUCGCGGCGACGGACCAGGUCCUGGCGGGCGCCACUGGCGUGCCGGUGCGCGUCUCGGAGGCGACCGCGACGCUCGGGCUCGGAGGGGCGCCGGCGGGCCUGUUUGGCAGCGCGGACGCGCCGUCGCGCGUGCGGCGCGAGACGACGCUCGCGAUCGCCGACUUACCCGUCUUUGACGCCCUCGGCCUCGGGGACGCGCCCGCGAUGGUGCUGGGACUCGACGUGAUCGCACCGGGACUGGACGAGGGGGAGGGUAGCCGCGUCGUGCUCGCUGCGGGGGCGGGGAGGAUGUGGGUGGAUCGCGAUCGGUAGCGACACAGCGACGAGUCGCACAGUCAGAGUGUGUCUCUCGUGUCUCGGUCGGACUAGAUUGCGUGCGG